This is a messenger RNA of Cetraspora pellucida, 1851 nucleotides long. Lineage: Eukaryota; Fungi; Glomeromycota; Glomeromycetes; Diversisporales; Gigasporaceae. The record is from the annotation of a GenBank genome assembly.
AUGGACCCUUCGCUUCCAACGGUGACAAGUCGUCGACUUUCGCCCUCUCAAGGUCGAGGUCAGGUAAACUCACGAAUACCAUCACCGUUUACCAAAGUUAAAUCAAUAGCACAGCAAUCGCCUGAAGAAGAAGAGGAGGAGGAAAAUCAGCCGAAUUCCUCGCCAAAUCGACGUUCAAACUUAAACGCGUAUGGUGUUCCAUCAAGGCAUCCAUCAAGGAAUAAUUCUUAUUCACAACCCGCAAAGCAAAACGUUCCUAGUAAUUUAAAUGACAAAAUAAGAGUAUGUGUUCGUAAGCGUCCACUCAGCAAGAAAGAGCUCACUAGGAACGAGAAAGAUAUUGCUUCCGUCAGUGGCCAAAGGACUGUUCUAAUAAACGAGCCAAAAAUGAAAGUCGAUCUGACCAAGUAUGUAGAACAACACACGUUCUUUUUUGAUGACGUGUUUGACGCCGAAGCCACCAAUGAAGAGGUGUAUAAACGGACGGCUCUGCCAUUAGUGGAGUACAUUUUCCGUGGUGGAAGUGGCAAAACUUAUACUAUGCUUGAUGAUAAACAAGGACUUUAUGUUCUGGCUGCUCGAGAUAUUUUUGACUUAUUACAACGGCCGGAAUAUAGCCAUUUAGCAUCAUAUAUAGGGUUCUACGAAAUUUAUCAAGGGCAAUUAUAUGAUCUGUUGAAUCAACGAAAAAAGUUGUUUGCCCGGGAAGAUGGAAAGAAAAAUGUCGUAAUCGCAGGACUUCAAGAAUAUUCCAUCGAUAAUGUAGAUAAUCUUAUGCAAGUAUUUGAUUAUGGAAAUACACUUAGUUUUAUUGAUUUGGCUGGUAGUGAACGUGGUGCUGACAGAGGAGAUGCAGAUAAGCAAACGAGAAUGGAAGGUGCAGAAAUCAAUAAGAGUUUGUUAGCUUUGAAAGAAUGUAUUCGUGCUCUUGAUCAAGAUAAAAGACACACUCCAUUUCGUCAAAGUAAAUUAACCCAGGUGCUGAAGGACUCGUUCGUUGGAAAUUCACGAACUUGCAUGAUUGCUACAAUAUCUCCAAAUAUUUCAAAUAGUGAGCACACUCUUAAUACAUUAAGAUAUGCAGAUAGGGUUAAGGAACUCAAAUCGGAACGGGAUCGUGCUGACCGCGUUGCUGCCGGUCUUGAACUAGCAGCAAAUGAACUUCGUGAACUAACAGAUGAACAACGACAAGAAUAUUAUAAUAAGGCGCAAGAGAAGAUGGCCGCAGAAGGUGGUGACUGUUACGAGGCGUAUGGUUACGAUGACGAUGAGGAGGAUCCGGUGUUUGAUGAAGAUGAAGACUCUGAUUUAUAUGAUGAAUUUCCAAGUGAUGAAGAGCAUGACAUAUUUGGGCAAGAGCUGCCUUCAGAUGGUUUUGACGAUGAGGCAGAUUUCAUCGACGAUGACCAGCACACAAUUUCUAAUUCUGAGGCCUCAGGUUUAAAAAUCAAUGAAUCACCAGACUCUCUUAGAUCUACAUCAAGUAUCCCUUCUCAUUUGAAACCAUUACCGUCCUCAUAUCCAACUUCUCCAGAUUUAAAUCCGCCAAUUCAUUUUCAAAGAUCAUCUGGUGAUAAUUCAUCAACUUUUACAACCCAAGAAAUAGAAGAUUUUUUGAGGCGACAUCGCUCAGCGCUUAGAGAGGUCAGCGAUACGGGAAAACAAGAAACAAAACUCUUGGCUAAUUUCACGCUAAAAAUGAACUCUAUUGAUGAUAUGGAUGGGUCACCAGAGAUUACCGUUAAUGCGUUUGAACAGUAUCUCGAUGAAUUAGAUGCACUUUUAGAAUCAAAGGAACAAGUUAUUGCUGAAUUGAGACGCAAAAUCUCUCAACUCUGGCGAAAAACAUAG